This is a messenger RNA of Megalops cyprinoides (Indo-Pacific tarpon), 2299 nucleotides long. RefSeq names its product protein C-ets-2-like. NCBI's taxonomy places the organism in Eukaryota, Metazoa, Chordata, Actinopteri, Elopiformes, Megalopidae. Bases 88 to 1440 code for a protein of 450 amino acids. Gene Ontology annotation, biological process: regulation of transcription by RNA polymerase II; cell differentiation. The record is from RefSeq and is a predicted model, not a curated record. Gene Ontology annotation, molecular function: sequence-specific DNA binding; DNA-binding transcription factor activity, RNA polymerase II-specific. Gene Ontology annotation, cellular component: nucleus. The transcript is spliced from 10 exons.
AAAGGAAUACAGUCGCUGGACAACGUUUUCCCACGUUUGCAAGGUUAAUUCACGAAGAUUUUACAUCUCGUGCAGCUCCAAACUGCAAUGUGUGACAUCGCCCUGGACAUAGCGGACCCUCUAUCUGCUGGUUACCGCACGCAUUUCAAGCGUCAGAUGGCCUUUGAUAUGUUCGAUGACACCAUGUCCGUGUUCUCAGCAGUCGAAAAGCAAUCUUUUCAGGAGGUUCCCUCAGGCCUGGACUCUGUCCCUCCUGACCUGGAUCCCAGCAUGGUCCCACUGCUGACACCAUGCAGUAAGGCAGUGAUGAGCCAGGCUUUGAGGGCCAGUUUCAGUGGAUUUUCCAAAGUGCAGCGACACUAUGGGAUUUCCAGCGAUCCCCGCAGAUGGAGCAAAGCAGACGUGCUUCAGUGGCUGUGCUGGGCAGCUGAAGAGUUCAGUCUGUCCAGCAUCAACCUCCUCCAGUUCGAUGUGUGCGGGCAGGAGCUCUGUGACCUUGGGAAAGAGCAGUUCCUGGAGCUGGCCCCUGACUUCGUCGGGGACAUCCUGUGGGAGCACCUGGAUCAGAUGAUGAAAGAUUGCCAAGAGAACCUCAGUGACACUGUACCUUCAGUAUCCAGCUGGAUAGAUAGCUGUCCCAGCGACACUAGUUUGGAUCCUGGCAGCAACGGAAGGAGCUUACUGAGAGAGGAGUUUAAAAGGCAUGACCAGACACCUCUCCUCACCGCCUGCCAGGAGUACCAGCUCUUCCCUAAACCUCAGCUUGACACUGUAACUGUUACCUACACCUCCCUCAACCAGGACUGUUCCAGGAACAAUCCUGGCAAAGCCCUCCGUACAGCCAGGUCCUCGUAUGACCAGAGCUCCUUGGACAGCGAGGACAGUGCCGGGAGCCCGGACUCGUUGCCGCACCCCUGGAGCCAGCCCUCCCAGCCCGACAUGCAGCGGGUUCCGUCCCACGACAGCUUUGACGAGGACAGCGGCUCGGGGCCCCUCGGCCUAAGCAUCCAGGGCUUAUCCUUCAAGGACUAUGUGCAGGAGAAGGAGGAGCCCAUGGAGCCAGGCCAGGCUGUCAUCCCGGCCUCCACACUGGCUGGUUUCACUGGCAGUGGUCAGAUCCACCUGUGGCAGUUCCUGCUGGAGCUCCUGACAGACCGAACCUGCCAGUCUUUCAUCAGCUGGACGGGAAACGGCUGGGAGUUCAAACUCAGGGAUCCUGACGAGGUGGCACGGCGGUGGGGCCGGCGGAAGAACAAGCCGAAGAUGAACUACGAGAAGCUGAGCAGGGGCCUGCGGUACUACUACGACAAGAACAUCAUCCACAAGACCCUGGGCAAGCGCUACGUGUACCGCUUCGUCUGCAACCUCCGCGGCCUGCUGGGCUACUCUGCGGAGGAGCUGCACCUUAUGCUGGGGGUCCAGCCUGAUAAAGAGGACUGAACCACCUGUUACACUGCAGGGGGGGGGGGGAGGGGGGGAUGGAAUCCCCCCUAAAGGAAAACUCACUAAUGGUUGAGGCCUUUAUGAAGGUUUCCGUUUCUGGUCAAUUAGUAGGGAGAGAUGGACUGAGCUGAAUGUUGCUGUAUUCCCUGGGCUGCACUGACAAGAGGAACCUUUUUCCUGGCAAGAGGAAACUAUAUCAUUUUAACCAAGAGGGUCGUCCCUCAGUGAUUUUUAAAGGGGUAGUGUCUGUUCCCUUUCAAUGCAUGUUCACUGAAAAGAGCCUGUUUUCUUGUGGGAAUACAGGCCCCCAUGGGAUGAUUUUUUCCAGAUUCCUCCUGUUGAGAUGAGGAAGUGACAUGCUGGUGCUGAGAAACGAAUUAUGAAUUAUGGCCCUUAAAAGCGAUGGAAUCCAACAGAUUCCUCAUUAAUGAACAGCUAGAGGACUGCACUAUAGUCUGGCUGCAUUUUUAUUUAUAUCCUAAGUGAUUAUUAGUGUAUCUGUUAUGUUUAUGUUUAAUCUAUUAGCCGUAGUGUAACUGUAACAGGACCUCUGAUGGUUCACAGAAAAAGAUACUUUUAUCAAUGAAUGUAUGUUUCAUUGGGAGGUCUGUACUUCUGUUUUUGUGGAAAAAAAUCCAUUUGACCUGCAAAUACAAACUACAGUGCUAGAUAAACUUUAGCCCCAAUUAAUACUGCUGAAUCUGUCAGAGACUUGUGUCACCUACAGCUGAAACACUACACUCAUCUCAUGUUGAAUGGAGUUUGCAAUUAUAACAAUGCCUUUAAAGCAAUAAGGGUCAAUCAAAAUGACUUCAGUAAGGGUGCAAACCACCAGUCCACUGAACUCUGUUAGAAC